Molecule: messenger RNA, 2084 nt
Organism: Exophiala viscosa
Lineage: Eukaryota; Fungi; Ascomycota; Eurotiomycetes; Chaetothyriales; Herpotrichiellaceae
Product: chaperonin Cpn60/TCP-1 family
Exons: 4
Coding region: 287-1972 (561 amino acids)
Biological process (GO): protein folding
Cellular component (GO): chaperonin-containing T-complex
Molecular function (GO): ATP-dependent protein folding chaperone; ATP binding; ATP hydrolysis activity
Source: RefSeq, a predicted model, not a curated record
UGUUUGAGUGAUCUCCGACUUGAGUGCCAUUUUUCGAAGUGACAAUUUGACCGGCUUGGCACAAAAAGUUGGAGACACCGCGAUCUCUGGUCGCGGUACAUUUUCAGACGAUUGGUUCUGCAAUAUCAGGCACCUUCACUUCGCUUGCAAUCCCUUGGACCUGACCUACUGAACCGACUCUACGAAGACCAGUCCACUUCGGUUCCGUGCGCCUUCGAACUCCGGUAAAGAAUCAGAACAUCCCACCCUAGAAUCCCAAAGGCCGCAGGCCGCGAACGAGGGCAAGAUGCAGGCGCCCGUAGUUGUCAUGAAUACGGCGAGUGGGGAGAGACAGGUCGGUCGGAAAGCACAAAUUUCCAAUAUCACCGCCGCAAAGACGGUUGCGGAUAUAAUAAGAUCAUGUCUAGGUCCCAAAGCGAUGUUGAAGAUGCUCUUGGACCCCAUGGGAGGCAUCGUCCUGACCAACGACGGCCACGCCAUCCUACGAGAGAUCGAAGUUGCACAUCCGGCAGCCAAGAGCAUGAUUGAGUUGAGUAGAACACAAGAUGAAGAGGUCGGGGACGGCACGACGACAGUGAUAAUAUUAGCCGGUGAAAUGCUUGCACAAGCCCUACCUCAACUCGAGCGAAACAUUCACCCUGUAGUCAUUAUUCAAGCCUUCAAGAAAGCGCUCGCAGACGCUCUGGCGAUUGUGGAGGAAAUCUCGAUGCCAGUCGACGUUUCCAACGACAAAGCCAUGAUCUCCCUCAUCGAAUCCUCCAUCGGCACCAAAACCAUCUCCACACAUUCUGAACUGAUGUGUUCCCUAGCCCUGAAAGCGGUCCGGACGGUAUCACUAGAACAGUCCUUCUUUUCCAAUCCUCAAACAAACGGUGUUGCCAAGAGCGUCUCACCUAACGCCCCAAAAGCUCAAGAAGUCGAUAUCAAACGUUACGCACGUAUCGAGAAGAUCCCCGGCGGAGAAAUUGAAGAUUCAUGCGUGCUGGACGGUGUCAUGCUGAACAAGGACAUCACACACGCCUCGAUGCGCAGACGGAUAGAAAACCCCAGAAUUGUUCUCCUGGAUUGCACUCUGGAAUACAAGAAGGGCGAGUCCCAGACCAAUGUGGAGAUCACAGACGAGGAAUCGUGGAAUAAAAUCCUCCAGAUCGAAGAAGAGCAGGUCAAGAAGAUGUGCGACGCUAUAUUGGCCGUCAAGCCCACCCUGGUCAUCACCGAGAAGGGAGUCUCGGAUCUCGCACAGCACUACUUUGUCAAGGCCGGCGUCACGGCGCUACGGCGGGUACGCAAGUCCGACAACAACCGCAUCGCCCGAGCGACAGGCGCAACGAUUGUGAACCGGGUUGACGAUCUCCAAGAAGCGGACGUCGGCACGGGAUGCGGUCUCUUUGAAAUCGAGAAGAUUGGCGACGAAUACUUCACUUUCCUGACCAAGUGCAAGAAUCCCAAGGCUUGCACGAUUCUUCUUAGAGGCCCGUCAAAGGACAUCCUUAACGAGAUUGACCGAAACUUGCAGGACGCCAUGUCGGUCGCUCGUAACGUCAUAUUCCACCCUCGCUUGGCUCCUGGUGGCGGCGCCACGGAGAUGGCUGUUUCGGUGAGGCUCGCGCAGAAGUCCAAAUCGGUCGAGGGCGUGAUGCAGUGGCCUUACCGCGCCGUCGCGGAGGCGAUGGAAGUCAUUCCGAGAACGCUGAUCCAGAAUGCCGGCGCCAGCCCCAUCCGCAUAUUGACAAAUUUGCGCGCAAAGCAUGCCGAAGGAAAAUCGACGUUCGGUAUUGAUGGUGACACGGGUAAUGUGGUCGACAUGAAAGAGUAUGGCGUCUGGGAGCCGCAGGCGGUCAAGACGCAGAGUAUCAAGACGGCUGUGGAGAGCGCGUGCUUGUUACUACGUGUCGACGAUAUCUGCGGUGCGAAGAGCGCGAAGCAAGUUGGUGGCAGUGGUUUGACUGGUGGUGGUGGUGGAGAAGAGUGAUGGUGAUAGAUACCCUUACAUUAUGCUUCAAAAUGCCACGCAUCUGUGUCUGUCAGAAUGUCACGACAUGGGUCAUCAUGUAGAACAAACAAAAGCGCCACAAUGCAUAUUG